UUCUUGUCCCACUCUCCUCCGGAGCACAGCAAGAUGGAGCAGAAAUAACAACGCUCACAGCAGCACAGACAUCAUUUCAUGUAUUUAUUUAACAGGCUUUGAGAGCUGCUCGUGGUCUGUUGUUGUCAUCACGCUGCCACAGUAACUCCUUCGGUCGACGGAGCAAGGCUCGCUGUUCACUACACUUUUCAGCCUCAGCAUCACCACCUCCAUAUCACCUCGCUCCCAGCAUGCCGACUUCUUACUGCCCUUUGCCUUUACACAGCUGUAGCCCCUUAUCAGUCUCUCCCACCCGGGCUCCCAGCCCACUGCAGAUAAGGAGUUUAUCUUCCCACCGCGCCUUCCCCGUCAGCACGCUUCGGUACCGGGGAGCCUCACGGCCCCGCCGCUCCCCACCGCCACACCCCCGCCGGGACUGGCCUCGGCUCACGCCCAACCCCGAGCAGGAAUGCCCCAAAGAGCGGCGGCGGGCGCUGCCCGACCCCUCCGCAGCCGCCAGCGCCGCCUGCGCGGCGGGAGCCCGCUUUGGAAGCAGGGGGCGUGCCCUGCCCCGCCCCUCGCGGCCAAGCCCUGCCCCUUGCAGGCACGGCUGGAGCGGGAUCCGCAGCGCCCCAGCGGGCGGGCGCUGGCGGAGGCGGGGCGGCCACCGCGGGCAGGCCCCCGGGUCCGGGGUGCGGUUGCGGUUGCGGUUGCGGCCGCGGGCGGCGCCGCCUGCAGCACCGAGCCCGGGCAGGGCGGGCGCCGCGGCGCCCCUGGGGAGCCCUCCCGAGCCGGGUGCGUGGAUGGUCCGUGUGUAG
Molecule: messenger RNA, 797 nt
Organism: Passer montanus (Eurasian tree sparrow)
Lineage: Eukaryota; Metazoa; Chordata; Aves; Passeriformes; Passeridae
Product: mucin-1-like
Exons: 2
Coding region: 231-797 (188 amino acids)
Source: RefSeq, a predicted model, not a curated record